UUUCAAUCAAAUUUUCAAUAGCGGUCGUGUUGUCAGCCGAUUUGCACCGCGGUAUUUUCAAGGUGAACCGUUCACAAAGUGUAGAAAAAUAAUAAUUUAAAUAAUAUCAUUGACCUACAUAUGAUCUAAAUUUUCUCUUAUAAAUUUACCUAACCUGCAGUGGCCCAAGGUUUCAAAGGAUAAAUAUAAGAAAAAUGGGUAAUUCCGACUCAAGGUCUUAUAGUCCUAAUCAACAAUGCACAUCUUCUAAAAAUGACCCUCAACGUGGAACAAUUUCUCGUACCGAGUCAAAAGUGGAGUAUGUAGAAGCAGUUGUUUGCAAAGUAAACGACAUUAACGAAAAUGAAAUGAAAGUAUUUGAAAUCGGCGAACACGGAAAAGUUUUACUCGUUAAACAGAAAGGAGAAUUCAGUGCGGUGGGACCGAAAUGCACUCAUUAUGGGGCACCAUUGAACACUGGGGCUUUGGGUGACGGUAGAGUGAGAUGCCCAUGGCAUGGAGCAUGUUUCAAUUUGAAGACUGGUGAUAUUGAAGAUUUUCCCGGUUUUGACUCGCUACCUUGUCACCAAGUCACUGUUACUGAUAAAGGAGAAGUCAAGGUAAGAGCUAAAAUAGCAGACUUGAAGUCCAACAAACGGGUGAAAGACACUCAUGCUGGAUCGCCAUGUGAUGAUACAUCUGUUGUUAUCAUCGGAGGCGGGCCCUCUGGUGCUACGUGUGCUGAAACACUUCGGAGUGAAGGAUACGCGGGCAGAAUCACCCUCGUAUCCAAAGAAAACUAUCUGCCUUACGACAGAGUUAAAGUGUCCAAAAUCGGCACUGCCACUGAUAUUGAAAAGCUACAAGCCAGAAACGAACAAUAUUAUAAAGAUGCAAAUAUCGAAAUCCUCAAAGGUAUCGAAGCAACGAAGGUUAACACGGACGAGAGAAUUGUAGAACUGAGCGAUGGAACCAAACGUAAAUAUAGUUCGCUCUAUUUGGCUACCGGUGCCAAACCUCGAGUUCCCGAUAUUCCUGGAAUUGAAUUAAACAACAUCUUCACGGUCAGGGACUAUGAUGAUUCCAUGAAUAUUCUGAAUAGUUUAGGUUCCAAUAAAGAUAAGGAUGUAGUGAUCUUAGGUCUGAGUUUUAUAGGUUUAGAAGUUGCCUCCUCGUGCGUCUCGAAGGUAAAGUCCAUGACCGUUGUCGGCAAAGACACAGCGCCACUCGGACAAAUAUUUGGGUCAGAAAUAGGUAAAAGUCUCCAAACCUUAUUUGAAUCAAACAAUGUUAAGUUUAAUUUUGAAACGACGAUUGUUAAAUGCAAUGGAGAGAAUGGAUCUAUAAAGUCUGUCGAGCUUGCAAAUGGUGUCGUGCUACCCGCAGAUAUAUUAGUAUUGGGUAUUGGAACUACAUUUUACACCAAUUUCCUUGAAAAUAGCGGUAUUUCUUUACUACCGAACGGUGCGGUUAAUGUUAAUAAUAUGUUGGAAACAAACAUUAAAAACGUAUAUGCUGGUGGUGACAUUGCACAUGCCCCAGUGUUCGUUAAAAACAAUGAACAGAUGGCGAUAGGACACAUUGGAUUGGCACAAUAUCAUGGUCAAGUCGCAGCCAAAAAUAUUUUGAAAAAGGAAACGCCUCUCAAAACGGUACCUUACUUCUGGACGAUGCUAUUCGGAAAGUCUAUUCGUUACGCGGGCUGUGGAAAGCCUGUAAGUUCUUUAGUGGAUGGCAAUGUUGAUGAAUUAAAAUUCGUUAUAUUUUUCUUUGAUGAAUCUGAUAAAGUUAUAUCUAUUGCGUCUUGUAUGCGCGACCCCGUAGUUUCGCAAUUCGCUGAGCUACUGUAUCAAGGUAAAAGUAUUUACAAGAAAGACCUUGAGAAUGACCGUUUUGCUUGGAUACAGAGCAUUCACUAAGUAUUAUUUAUAUAUUCAAUACAAACAUGUAUUUCAGUAUUAAGCGUGUUAAUAAUACGUAUUUUGUCUUCAUGUUACAAGAAAUUUAAAGAAUUUUAUGAAAAAUAGUUUAAUUUUCAAGUGUUAUAUAGUCAUUCACAUCUGUCGCAUUAAAUGCUUAACAAUUUAAACAAAAUAACUUUAGUCUGUGCAAAAGAUAUUUUAAGUAUUUAUUUUUAAGUGAACAAAUACCUGUGAUUUUAAUACAAUUUACAUAUACCAUGUUUCUAUAUAACACGAUGUUUAGUGUAAGAUGAGAAGUAAUAUGCCCAUGAAAAUAAGGAAAAUGAUUAUUAUAAUAAGUUAGGCCUGGCUUGAUAAGUAUACACGGUACAAAUAUAAAGCUUUUGAAAUAU
Zerene cesonia (dogface butterfly) is the source of this 2293-nucleotide messenger RNA. RefSeq names its product apoptosis-inducing factor 3. The transcript has 4 exons. Gene Ontology annotation, molecular function: oxidoreductase activity, acting on NAD(P)H; 2 iron, 2 sulfur cluster binding; flavin adenine dinucleotide binding. The record is from RefSeq and is a predicted model, not a curated record. Gene Ontology annotation, cellular component: cytoplasm. NCBI's taxonomy places the organism in Eukaryota, Metazoa, Arthropoda, Insecta, Lepidoptera, Pieridae. Bases 195 to 1898 code for a protein of 567 amino acids.